AUGGUGCAGACGGUUAAGGAACUCUUCAAGAAGUCUCCGGACUGGCCUUUGGCCCUCUUGGCAUACAACAAUGCACCUGGCCUGACUCGGUACAGCCCUGCUCAGCUGCUCAUGGGGCGCAGCCUCAGGACUCGCCUUCCAGUCCCAAUGGCCACAUUGCUCCCAGAACCGCCUAACGCUGCCGACUUCCACCGGCGUGACACGGCCCAACGGCAUCGCCAGCAUCAAGAUUUUGACCGUCGACAUGCUGCACAAGAUUUGCGGCCCCUGGAGGAGGGAGAGAGAGUGUGGAUUCACGACACAGAUUGUGCUGGCACUGUUCUGUGCCCAGCACAGCGUCCACACUCCUAUGUGGUCCAGAUGGAUGCAGGUGCUCUUGUCUGCAACCCGAGACAUCUGGUUCCGCAGCAGUCUCCGUCAUCAGGUGGUCUAGACCUCUGCAGCCCCAGUCCACAAACACAAGGAUCCGAAAGCCUGCCACAGACUCCAACUCGCCCAGAGCCUGUGUGCAGCAGUCCAACUCUCAGGGCACUUACUCCUCCACCAGUUGCAUCGCCACCAGUUGCCCCAGCUACGCCCUCAAGACCGCCUGGGUUGCUUGUGCACACUCGGUCAGGACGUUGUGUUAGGCCACCGGCGCGGCUGAACUUGUAG
Messenger RNA from Rhipicephalus sanguineus (brown dog tick), 654 nucleotides. RefSeq lists its product as uncharacterized. Bases 1 to 654 code for a protein of 217 amino acids. NCBI's taxonomy places the organism in Eukaryota, Metazoa, Arthropoda, Arachnida, Ixodida, Ixodidae. The transcript has a single exon. The record is from RefSeq and is a predicted model, not a curated record.